Molecule: messenger RNA, 463 nt
Organism: Drosophila ananassae
Lineage: Eukaryota; Metazoa; Arthropoda; Insecta; Diptera; Drosophilidae
Exons: 2
Coding region: 26-349 (107 amino acids)
Source: RefSeq, a predicted model, not a curated record
UUCAAUGCAUAGUCUAAAUUAAGUUAUGACUCCAGCAAGGUUGUCAUUGUUAGCAAUUUUUUUGCUAUAUAUAAACGGAUCUCAUAAUGCAUCAUCGUUUCAUUUACCUGAUGAUAUGAAGGAGCGCCUGGGAAAUGCUCUCAAGGCUAAACCAAUCUUAUUAAAUGGAAUCCUUUUAACAGUCGAAAACGUUGGCGAAACACUCAUACAUUUAAGUAAGGUACCAAGAGCUCUCAUCGAAGUCCUGAGACCCAUCUUUGCUCCAAUCAAGAACGAGACAAUGGCGCAGACAGAUUGUGGCAUAUUACAUUGGAAUUGCAAACUCAAAAAGAUCAUGCAUUGGUCUUAAGUGUACGAUUUUGAAGCAGCUGAAAACUUAGCAACUAUAAUAAGCUUCUUUAUAGUGUAUCACAGGCGUUUCCAAUUAAAUGCAAUGUUACGGGCGUGUUUAAUUUGAGUAAAA